AUGACGAUGGGAGUUAGAUGGGACAAUCGUACAGCGGUCGAGAGAAGCAUGUUGAUAAUGCGGAUGAUGCUGAGCCUGUUUCCUCUGGUCCUUGUGGUCUGGAAUGGUGACGCGUUACCUGUACAAGACAAGGAAUUACACACCAAUGAGAUCCUGACCAAAGACCAGAAGGACUUAUUGAAGAAGAUGAUGACGGACAUGGCUGAGCUGAACCUCACUAGUAAAGAACUAGCUGAUCUUGACCCUGAAUUUCUGAAUGGCAAACUGGGUGAAAAGUCUGUUUAUGAACCAACCCCUAAGUCUCCAUGCAAACUCUUCUUCUGGAAGAGCUUCUCCUCAUGUUAA
Molecule: messenger RNA, 345 nt
Organism: Cyprinus carpio (common carp)
Lineage: Eukaryota; Metazoa; Chordata; Actinopteri; Cypriniformes; Cyprinidae
Gene: sst6.2
Product: somatostatin 6.2
Biological process (GO): regulation of cell migration
Cellular component (GO): extracellular region
Molecular function (GO): hormone activity
Source: RefSeq, a predicted model, not a curated record